AUGAACGAUAUCCCAACCAAUUCGAUGGAUUCUGUUGAUCCAAAGUCACGUUACGAUGGAAGAUCGCUUAUAUCGAAGCCAAUCCGACACUCGUCCUGCACGGUACCGAACGAGCUGCUUGAAUUCGACUAUUCCUAUGGAUACGACUGCAAGCGUUACUUCAAUCUGUGCAAAAUCGAUGAAAACGUGCUAGUGUUUGCCUCCGGUAACUUGAUUCACUUCUUUCACGUUGCAUCGCGCACGGUGACGACGCGCCGUAGUUCAACGGGUGGUGGUAUCGGUUGUGUUACGGUGAAUCCGAGCGAGGAAUUUUGUCAUCUGACGGUCGGUGAGAAUGGGUCGGAUCCACCGAUUAUCAUCUAUCAGUAUCCGGAGAUGGAGGUGGUCAGCAUCUUGGUCGGUGGUACAACGGCCGGAUACUCGCACAUCGAUUACACGGCCGAUGGCCGCUUGCUGAUCUCGCAGGGCAUCGAACCGGAUUUCAUGCUGACGGUGUGGAACUGGGCGGAAGGAGAAAUCGUGCUGCGCUGCAAAUCCUUCUCCAACGAUGUCAUCAACGUUCUGUUUUCACCAAGCGUCCCCGGACACAUUACAACUUGCGGGCUAGGUCAUAUCAAGUUUUGGAGAAUGUCAAACACCUUUACCGGGCUGAAACUGCAGGGUGAGCUCGGUCGCUUUGGAAAAACGGAAAUCUCGGAUAUCGUCGGCAUUCUGCCGCUGCCGGAUGAGAAGGUGCUUUCCGGUUGCCAAUGGGGUAACAUUCUGGUGUGGGAUGGAGGACUUAUUAAGCUCGAGGUGUGCCGGAAAGGACGCAAACCCUGCCACGAAGGGCCAAUAACGCAGCUAAACAUGCGUGGCGGUGAGGUGAUGACUGCCGGGCUUGACGGGAAGAUUAAAAUUUGGUUCUGGGAAACGGUCGAGCUGGCCGAUCCACCCGAUGAGGAUCGAUUUGUGGAGAUUGAACCAAUCAUGGAGUUCCGGAUCGGUGGUGAUGCGCACCAUCAUAGCGAACUGAUGUGUCUGGUUAGUAAGCAAACGCAGGAUGACUUUCAAUGGUACGCCCAGGAUGGUGCGGGCGGGAUAUGGUUGUGCGAUCUGACACCCGCGCAUCAUACGGAACCACCACAGCAGUUGUUUCAAUGCCACGCCGGAGCUAUUGCGGCCGUCCAAGCCAGCCCCGUUUCUCAUCACGUCGCUACGCUUGGUGUGGAUGGGAAACUGUGCGUUUACGAUUACUCCAAGCGCGAGCUACUGUUAACGCAUCAGUUUCAAUGUCCGGGACGAACGAUGCUGUGGAUUCCUCCAACGCUCGAUCCUACCGGGGCCAUCCUGGUGCUGGGGUUCAGCGAUGGAUUUCUACGCACCGUAGCCGUUAAUCUGCACGAUGGUCAUCUAGCUUACCCGGAGAAUCGAGUCAAUCUGAUCCAGCUGCUAAAGCCACACAGCCAGCCCGUGACGACAAUGUCACUCAAUGGACGCGAAACCAUCCUGGUGUCUGGUUCGGAAGAUAAAACAAUUUUUGUGCACCGCUGCGUCCGCAGUGAUCCCCACGUGGUACUGGAGCCGAUCGGUCUCGUGUACACGCCAUCAGCAGUGACAUCGAUUAGCUGGAAGCCAGAAACCCUAUCGACAGCUCUCGUGGGAUGCCGCCAUGGUCAGUUGCUAGAGGUGGAGCUUCCGGAGGAUCUGGUGGAGUACACAACGAUCUCAUACCACCUGCGCCAUGUCGAGAUCAAGCAGCUAGCAUUCCAAUCGGUCAAAUCGGAAAUUAAACGGAAUCUCCUGGUGGCAGAAAUCGAAAAGCGGAAGCAGGAAAAGCGCGCCCGAAAGCAGCAGACGCUCGAUCGAAUGAAGCAAGAUAAUCCAAAGGCCGAAAUCAAUGAGGAAGCUUUUUUGGCUGAUUCGGAUGACGAGCAAGAGCUGGAACCACUGUACAUCCCUAAAGUGCCCAACGCGAUCCUGUGGGCUCGUUACACCGACGAGGGCAGCCUCUGGUUAUCGAUGGGAGGGUUCGAUGCCGGGUUCGUGUACGAGUAUGGGUGGUUCGAUGAUGAGGAUCCUAUCUCUUGCACCCCGAUACAGGAUGCCGAAGACACGGAGCUGACCUGUUAUCUGCAAGACACGAAUUACAUCAUCUUUGGAACGAGCGACGGUGCCGUGAGGGUGAAUCGAAGGAAAGCCGACUUUCGGGACCUGGAUGAUCAUUGGACGCUUCCGAUGCACGAUAAUCGCACCGGGAGUGUCACGGGGCUUGCGUUUAGCUACGACUUUACCCAUCUCUUCAGCAUCGGUGCCGAUGGUAACUUGUUCGCCUACCGGUGGUACGGUGCAGGCGAUGCCUUCAAAGCCGUACCACCGAAACCACUCGAGAAGUGCGUCAAACGGGUGUUCGACAUCGACGAGAGUAGCUUUCCUUCGCUGGAGGAACAGAAGGCACGCCGAGAGGCAGAUCGGUUGGCGAAAAUUGUGACCGAUCGACGUAGUGCCGUACAACGCACAGUGGCCGAAUAUAGAAAGCGGUUCGAGGAACUGUUGGAACGCAAUAGCCGGCUUCCUGCGGCGUACCGCAUCCCGGUGACGGAUUUUGUGCUAGAUGAACGCAUCACGGAUGAUCUAAAGGAGCGGCUCGCGGCCGAAAUGAGCCUUGUGCAUCGCCGGAUGGCUUUCGACGUGGAGAAGGUACGCAUUACGGCGGAAAAGCUUCAUCGAUUCUUCCUAGCACCACUCGAGAGCUUUCCCAUAGAGGUUUUGGCUGUUAGGAGUGGACAGAGUGUCAAGAGUUUUCGCAUUGAGAGGCUCGAUGAGGAAUAUUUUUCUACUCUUGCACAGGUGGAAAAGCUUGUCGAGGAAGAGGAACUGCGCAAACGCCGCUUCAUUGAGUUAUGUAAAGAUCCGGAGGACAGCGUCCCCGAAACAUCUCCUACUAAGCGCAAGGAUCGGCGAAAGGAUUCACAAAUUCAACGAAAAGAAUCUUUUCUCGAGGGCUUAUCGCAAUCAACGAUCGAUUUCAAGCUCGAAAGCAAAAUGAGACGACUGCUAGCGAAGUACCGCGAUCGAAAAAACCAGGAGACCGUUCGACAGCAAGAGUGGGAAGAGCAUAAGGGUUCGAAACCGGAUCCGAACAUAAACGAUCCCGCCGAUGAUCUGGCCAUCAAAGAGGCGGCCUGCUCCAUCGGAGAUUACAAUCUGAAGAGUGAUCCCGAGUAUGAACCGACAGAGGAGCAGGUUGAAAGCGCCACUGGCAAGUAUUGGGAGCUACUGCGAGUUCGCCAGCAAAUGUUCGACAUCCAGAGAGACUACAACCUCAAAGUGUUUGCACUGCGAGAACAGAAGCUCGCGCUUAUGCACUACGUAACAAAGCAGAAGAAUAAGCUGCGUGGGAUUCACGAGGAACUACCGAAUGAAAAACAGCGUCAACUUCCAGUGGAGGUAACGGUUAACGAAAACGUAGAGUACGCAGACGAUCAGUACAAGUUCGAAGAGGAUCGAAAACGUUUCGAUCAAUCGAUCCACGAAAUUGAAGGGCAAAAACAUGCUAAACCGGACAUGGAUCAUUACGAUUCGAUUAUAAAAGAUGCGUUGGCAGCUGCUGGUAUCACAAAUGCUCCCAAAAUGGUUCUCAAUAAGCACGAACAGGAGCUACGGGACAUGCGACUCAUCAAGAAGCUGUUUAAACAGGACAAGAUCAUCGAUAAAGUGACUCGGCGCAUUGAUCAGUUCGAUGACGAGCUAAAAACCCUUUCCCAAGAGCGGCUUCAAGUCGAGACGGAUGCAAAGCUGCUGGAAAACUUCCAGCUAACGCUCUACCAGGAACUGUGGAUCUUGAAGGAUUUCAGCAAGAUUGAAUCAGAGAUCGUGCAAUCCGUGGAACAGAUCACUCUCGAGCGCAAUGAUUUGCUGAAAUCGGUGCACGAUGCGCGGGCGGCAAUCGAGCAGGUAGAGCAGGAAAUCGAGACGAUCCAAAAGGAGCAGCGGUCGAAUUUGCAGCGUUUCAACUCCAGCUGUCUGGACAACGAGUUUUCCAAGGUGAUGAAGCGGAUUUACAAGAAAAAGUUUAAACCGUGCAAAAUCAACGACAACGACUCGGACUCGUCCUCCGAGUACUCUUCCGAGGACAUUGACGCCCUGGAGGGUACCAACGAUGGCGAGGUGAGCAAAGUGUUUCUGGAUCUUAAUCAAUGCCCGGCAGGAUGCGACCAGGAACUGUACACGCUGGCGAUACAACUGCGCAACGAGAAGCUAGAGCUGCAGCGUCGCUACUACGCCGAGGAUAGAGCGCUCAAAGAGAUGCACAAAAAUCUGGAAAACCUGAAACCGAAACUGGCCGAUACCGAUUUGCGCUUGGAACGGAAGAAGCGCGAGCUGCUAGAGCUGCGGCGUGAGAAACAGCGCCGAUUGAACGAUAUCGAUACACUUGUGAUUGUCAAGAUGGACCAGAUGCAGUACUUUCGGAUCGAGACGGAGUUUCAUGACGUGGAAAACAGUCUGAUGUUCAAUCGAGAGGCUCUGCUGAAGCUGUACUCGCGUGUUGAUCAGCUGGCGGCCGAAACGCUCGAAACAAAGCGAAAGCAUCGCGUGAAUGUGGUACAUUUGGCGCGCAUGAAAACGGACAUCAAGUACAUGCGGCAGCAGCUGAUCACGCUCAAGGAGGUGAUCAAUGAGACGAUGAUGAAGAAAUUUGGCCGCGUAAUCGAUCUGGACGAGCUGGAGGAAACGAUCCUGCGCCAGUACACGUUCGAAAUGCGCGCCAAUCUAGACGACGUGAAGAGGACCUAUGCCGAACGGACCAAGGAACUCAAGAAACUGUACGCCAAAAAGCAGGAAGAAUUGAAGAAGGUCAUCCAGGAGGGCACCGAGAAGCUGCACAUCCUGACGGUGCUUCAGGAGGAGUACAACAAUCUGGAAAAGUCAUUGGCACACCAGAAAAUUCUGCUGGAGAAGCGCAACACCGCACCGCCACCAACCUACUCCGACGAUCUAACGAAGCUGCGUGAGAUCGCCAAGAUCCAGAAAGAGCAGAUCAACACACUACAGCGUGAGAUCCGGACGCUGAGCAUGAAGUGUAAGCCACUGUCGGCGGAAAGUCCGGAUGUGGAAAUCACCAUCCCUCCUCCGGUGACCGGUGGCAAACCAGUGCCAAUGGCUGAUGAAUCGGUGUACAACGCGGUUAUGGAUUCGGCGCCGCCAAGUACCCGCGCCAGUUCACCGGAUAACUUCCUUUACAAUGAAAUUUCCGGCCUGAUCGAUGACUUUCUCAUGGAGCAGCUGGGUUCGCACGUGCUGCAGUCGGACAUUAAGCGUGUCGUGAACCAUCUGGCGCACUACCUGUCCAACAUCAUUCACAACUUUGCACCAGAACAUGCGAGCGAUCUGCUGCCGCACAUCAUCGAGAACUUUAAGUCGUUCAUUCCCGAAGAGCUGCUCAUCACGAUCCCCCCACAGGCGAUCGCGGAGCUGAUCGAGAGCAUUUUCCGCACGUUUAAGGAGGGCUACGAUAUCGAUACGAAGGAGAUACUGGGGGAGAUCGUGAGCAACAGCUUGGAGAUGAUCUUCCCGGCUUCGCAGAACUACUCGCAUAACAUCCUGAUGGAUAUCAUGAAGCAGGUCCUGUCCACGCUACACUUGACCGACGUUAGCCAUCCCGAUACGAUCGCAUUCGUGGCGAACGGUAUUCGUCACAAGCCCGGCAUCGAUGCGGACGGCGUCAACGUGGAGCAGGUCUGCGAGGAGCUCUUGGUCUACGCUCAGGAGAAUACGGUCGAAGACAUCACGCUAGAGACGAUCCGGGGUGUAAUCGAAGGUAUUCUGCAGUGCGUUCGAGAGCAGUAACGCGUGCUGCA
Messenger RNA from Anopheles aquasalis, 5840 nucleotides. Its product is annotated as cilia- and flagella-associated protein 44. The record is from RefSeq and is a predicted model, not a curated record. Gene Ontology annotation, molecular function: protein binding. NCBI's taxonomy places the organism in Eukaryota, Metazoa, Arthropoda, Insecta, Diptera, Culicidae.